Molecule: messenger RNA, 926 nt
Organism: Mus pahari (shrew mouse)
Lineage: Eukaryota; Metazoa; Chordata; Mammalia; Rodentia; Muridae
Exons: 2
Coding region: 250-570 (106 amino acids)
Source: RefSeq, a predicted model, not a curated record
AGAGCAGAAGGCCCACAGGAGCUCCUGGCUGCAGUGCUGACCGAGAUGGCCCCUCCCUAAAGGAACCUGACUCUGCAUACCUCUAGCUCUUAGAACCACUGGCAGCCUCUGACUUAUGAUCUCACUCUUCAUUCCAAGGCCAGCCGCUGUGGCUGUAUCUCUUUUCCUCCAAGGUCUCUGAGUCUCUUUUCCCAACCUGCUCCACAAGACCAGUUAUCCAUGACAUAACCUCAAGUCCUUUUCUUGGCAAUGACCUCAGUCGGUAAGGGCCGCAAGAUCUCGGCCGGCAAUGACCACAAGACCAUGGUCAUCAAUUGCCACAGGAUCUCAGUUGGCUGUGACCACGGGACCAUGGUCAACGACGGCCUCAGGACUACAGUCGGCAAUGACCACAGGAACACGGUCACCAAGGACCACAGGACCUCGGUCGGCAAUGACCACAUGACCAUUGUCAACGACGGCCUCAGGGCCUCAGUUGGCAAUGACUACAAGGUCAUUGUCACCAAUGACUACAGGACCACGGUUGGCAAUGGCUACAGUGCCACGGUCUACAAUGACAGUCAACGAUGACCACAGAACCACAGUCAGCAGUGGAGACCUGAAGUCCUUUUCUGCUGUGUAAAGAAGCAAGCAUGGAUUCUAGCAUUGAGGCCCAGCUCCCAAGUGACAGUGUCCAGGCCAGCCAUCAGAGAUGCAGAUUCCAGCCCAGGCUGCCAGAAGCCGGCCACCACUAAGCAAGCACAUCGCUCCUUCUGAACUUCAGUGCCCCUUCUCCGAAACAGAUUAGGACCCACCACACCAACCAACCACUGUAAGAACCAACUAAAAUGCCCUUGAAAGUCCUGUCACGUGGAGGCUGAGGUCCCCUCCCAGUGGCCCAUGUCCUGAGUAAAGAUAAUGUCAUAAGGGCUGUUGCUAGCCCAAUG